Molecule: messenger RNA, 740 nt
Organism: Schistosoma curassoni
Lineage: Eukaryota; Metazoa; Platyhelminthes; Trematoda; Strigeidida; Schistosomatidae
Source: the annotation of a GenBank genome assembly
CCAAUACAAAAUUCAAGUGAAGCAUGCCAAAAAGCAACAACACCGAAUAUAACAUGUAUUUGGUGUGAGAAAUGGAACACGUGCAUUGACAGUAAUCAUCAGGAUCAUCAUUUCUUUAAAGUGAAUGGUUGCCAUUAUAAAAGCCCGGAUGUAAACGAUGUGAGUACAUCGACAUCCAUCAAUCACAAAGCAACAACCUUUGGGGUCCGUGAAGUUCAGGUUGAUGGAAACCUCAAGGAAACUACCAACGGAACUGACCAAUACUCGAGCCCGGAUGUUGUCGAAUCGUCAACGUCGACACCCAUCAAUCACAAAGCAACAACAUUGGGGAUUCCUGAAAAUGAGGUUGGUGGAAACCUCAAUGAAACUACCGAACAAACUGAUCAAUACUCGAGUACGACUGCUGAAAUAAGUCAAGAAAGUAGACAGACCAAAUCACUUUGGUACCUGUUUAUAAUAAUUCCCCUGAUCAUCUUUAUCGCUGCAUGUACCGGAUAUGUUACCUGGAAACAUUUGCAUGAAAGAAAGAGAAGUAGUGAAUGAUUUUCACCAAAGUCAUAUAACUAGAUUCAAAUAUUCUGACCAAGUUUUUUUUCUUAUUUGUAUUUCAAUAAACAGUUUUGAAUUUAUUUAUUUAUUUUAAUGGUCUGAAGUUUUCUUCACGGAACGAUGUACAUUUUGUGCUUGUUUAUGUUAUAGCUGAUGUAUUCUUUGUAAUAAAAUACCAAACACGGUUUUUA